This is a messenger RNA of Penicillium odoratum, 1851 nucleotides long. RefSeq names its product Zn(II)2Cys6 transcription factor. Gene Ontology annotation, biological process: positive regulation of transcription by RNA polymerase II. Gene Ontology annotation, cellular component: nucleus. The record is from RefSeq and is a predicted model, not a curated record. The transcript has 2 exons. Bases 1 to 1851 code for a protein of 616 amino acids. Gene Ontology annotation, molecular function: transcription cis-regulatory region binding; DNA-binding transcription factor activity, RNA polymerase II-specific; zinc ion binding. Lineage: Eukaryota; Fungi; Ascomycota; Eurotiomycetes; Eurotiales; Aspergillaceae.
AUGUUGUCCAUGCAGAACUCCCCAUAUAACCUACACCCUUGGAACGCAGGGCUACAGGCUGAAAGUUGCUCCGGAAGCCGCUCGGACAUCCCCACCUCCCGGAUCGACACACUCCGAGAAAGUAUCUCCAGUGCCAGCACCAGUGGCAGUCCCGAUGAUACCUCAACCGACUCGCCAGACUGGAAUGGGAAUGGGGGACAAUCGCCACCAGACUCGGAUAUACUGAACAGAUUGCAUUCUGAUGUAUUAUCGAGUCGAAUGAGCGACGACAUUCCACCAAAGGUGGAGGAGGUGGAUGACGAUGAUAUCCACACUGUGAAACCGUCCGAAGUGGAUGAAAGCUCGGGUGCACCCGCGACCGUUCCACGGAAACGUGGGCGUCCACGCAAACAUCCGCUUCCUACCCCCGGCGGUCAGGCCAAAGUGACCAAGGGUCGGUCCAAGACCGGUUGUAUAACCUGUCGACGCCGGAAGAAGAAAUGCGACGAAACCAAGCCUGCAAAAAUGCCGUCGUAUGUGAAGGAUAUCCCCCGAAGGAGAUUUGGAAAAGUGGAAGGCAAAGAGUUGCGGAUGGUCCGUAUUGAGAUCUGGACUUGCGCAGGCGCAAAAAAUCUUGAAGCUCGGACUGACCAGACCCGUCAUUUAGCUGUCAGAACCCAGUCCCUUGUCACCGUGCCUCGGAACCUUCCCUUCCUCAUCGAUGGCAUCGAAACUGAAAUCGACCGUCGCUUCCUCGAUCACUUUGUGUAUGGGUUUAGUCGGGUCUUGACCCUCAUCAACGAUGACUCGAAUCCGUUCAAGGAGAUUUUGCUUCCCAUGGCAACUCAACACCGGGGGUUGAUGCAUUCGCUUAUGUGCCUGUCGGGAUCGCACCUGUCGGGGCUGGACCCAGAGCCGAAGCUGAGAGAGCGCAAGUACUAUCAUUUCCAUCGUGCGAUCCAGGAUCUGAAGGAGAACAUCACCGCCUCGUCGGCCGCUACGCCUCAGUCGGAAGAGGACCAGCAACUAUUGGUGGAAGACCCCAUCAUAGCAUCUACCAUCGCAUUGAGUUUGAAUACAAUUUGUGAAGGUGAAACCAGUGGUGAAUACCGACCGCACAUGGAUGCUGCCCGGUACCUCCUUGUAUCGCAACAGCCACGCAACGAAAAGUUCCGACAGUUUAUCGUGGAAUUCUUCCAGUACCACGACAUUUCAAACGCCCUUACCUCCCUGGACCGGCGGCCUGCUCUUCUCCAAGGUGAUAAGCGAAUGCCGGAUUUCGUGCCGGGCGCUUCGGCAGGUAUGUUCUUGGGGGUGUUCGAUGGACUUUUCAACUACAUUUCCCAGGUCACCCAGCUCCGAGACCGGAUUCGACAGCGAUUCAACGAAGGAUACGAGCCUGCAGUGGACUACCAGACUCUCAGCGAAGCUGUCCAAGUCGAUACCGCCAUCCGGAACUGGAAGACAUCCCACGAAGAAGACUCCUCUAACUGGUGCUUGGCCCAACUCUACCGGCAGUCAACUUGGGUAUACCUCUUCCGCACUAUCCGACCUUCGCGCCCUAGCGACAAGAUCGCCCAGGUGGUUGAUGACGGCCUUGCUUACCUAGACCGCCUGCCUCAAGAUGCAGGUGCCUACAGUAUCGUCCUCAUGCCCCUGUUCCUACUGGGCUGCUCGGCCUUCCUCACCGAGCAACGAGAACGGAUCAAAAAGGGCUUUGAGUCCCUCAAGGCCUACUCUAAUCUCCGCAACAUCGAACCGGCCUUCAAGGUUGUUUCGCGCGUAUGGGAGAUAAUGGAUACCAAGAUGGAAGACAGCUGGGACUGGGAGAGGAUCAUCAGCGACAUGAAUAUGGAUUUCCUCAUCACCUGA